CUAAAGGGGAAAGUUGCAUUAUGCGUUUUUAUCCAAUAUACUAAUCUCUACCUCGCUGUGCACUGUGCUCCAAGGCAGACUGAGCCUGAGGGCACAUAGCUGGCAAAGAAACAUACGCCAACAUAUUGCAUACGGUUUACUGAAGAGGAUAUGUAGAUGGAUGUCUUAGCCAGAAAAUGCUGCCAUUCCAGUAACCGGGCCACUUCGUUGGCUACACAUAGCAGUGCUAGGACGUAGAUCUGCUCGCGCAUUAAGCAAAGAGUAAGCUUGAUGAAAUCAAUUGCAUUGUAAAAGAUCCAGUGGCAUAGCGCAACUCUCCGGGCGGGCGCAAUGCAAAGCGUGGGCUCUCAACCUUGCCGACAAGGACGGUGUAGGGAGCUGGCGAGCACGCAGGGGAACUUAGGCCGAUCAUGCCCGCUUAGAUUUAGCUAUAGGGGCUUCCUAGCUCAUCAGCCUCAUGCAACACGUCCCUUGCUGCGAAACACGGCUGCACUACCAGCCUCAGCUGGCGAUCCGAGUUCCAGCGCCGAUGUUGCCUCUGUUAAAUUUGGAAGAGACAAUGUCGGCGCGGAAGCCAACGGCACCGAACCAUCGCCCAUCCCCGCGAUGGGAAGAGUUCCGAUUAGCGCUGCAAGCGGGCUCGGAAGUGGCACAGGCGGCAGCAAUAACCACAACAACGGCGGCGGCAGUUUGAGAGCUAGCUUUCGCAGCAUCGUAAAGGGUUCCUACCUGGGUGAGUUGCUGUUCGUUGUGAUGGGCAGCAUCGUCUGUGGCGGCCUCACGCAGUGGACAGUGGGGACGCCGAUGCGUCGCUUCAACCCCUACACCUUCCACGUCACCCUUCCACAGGCCCCGGGUGUGGUGCUGGGCACCCCGGUGCGCAUGAAGGGCGUCCCCAUCGGCGCUGUGAUGUCCACCACGCCUCUGGUGGACCGCAUUAGUGUGGAGGUGGAGGUGAACGAGGCUAAGACCAUCAUCCCGCGAAACGCCAAGAUCGAGCUCACGCAGUCCGGUCUCAUUCCCGCAGCCAGCAUCGAUAUCUCACCACCGGAAGGUGUCUCGGCGGAGCGGCUGACGGCAGCGGUGGCCGCCAAGGCAGCUGCCGGCGCCGCCACUGCCACCGGGAGCAGCAGCUCUGAAGGCGCAGCGGCCGGGAGUCAUGACGCUGCGAAGCACCAAAUUAGCGGAAAGGUUGCUGCUAGGCGAGCCAAACGAGCAGCGCAUAUACGUCUUGCAGGGCCCAAGGAUGUGGCUGCAUGCAGGCUGCAGGGUGUGUUGGUGUGCCACGGCGACCGCAUGGAGGGGCAGCAGGGCGGCAGCAUGGACGAGCUGAUGGCGCACAUGCUCAAGUCACUGCGCAAGGGAGAGGACAG
Molecule: messenger RNA, 1373 nt
Organism: Astrephomene gubernaculifera
Lineage: Eukaryota; Viridiplantae; Chlorophyta; Chlorophyceae; Chlamydomonadales; Astrephomenaceae
Source: the annotation of a GenBank genome assembly